ACUGUUUCGAGAUCAGUUGCAGGUCGAUCGCUAGACGCGGAGCACGCUCGAUGUACGUCCGGAUUUGUUUGCUGGCCGCUUUGGCGGCCAUCGCCGCCAGCCAGGAUGCUAGCAGGAAGUUCCCCAAGGAGGUGGUGCGGAUUUCCAGUCUGGAGGACUACUGUCGGACCGAGGGCGAGGUAGUCCGCUGCAGUGGCUUCAACUUCGACAAGGAGGAGCAGAAGGCGACCUUCGACCUGCAAACCGAGGUGAGGAUUGCCGCCGACGGCAACACCUACGAAGUUGGCGAGGAGCAGUCCGCCCGGACAAUCGUCUUCGAGAACUGCACCUUCGUUAACUUCCCGCUGAGGCUGUUCUACACCCUGGAAGUCAGCGAGCUGGACAUACGUGGCUGCGGCAUACGCCACGUGUACUGGGAGAACUUCUCCAAUGGCGCCGAGAAGCUUGUGAUUCUGCUGCUCGCCGACAACGAGAUCCGCGAGCUCCCCAGCAAAACCUUCAGCGGGGCCAACAACUUGCAGUUCCUGUUCCUCAACAGGAACAAGCUCAGCACGCUCCACAUAGACACCUUCGAGGAUCUGCAUGAGCUGCAGCACCUGGACCUAUCCGAAAACGAGCUGGAGGACCUGCCCCCUGACGUCUUCUCCGAGCUGAAGAACCUGCAGCGGGUGCUCCUAGCCGACAACCUCCUGACCAUUAUAGCCGGCGACUUGUUUGCCCACAACCCGCGACUCUUCUCCGUCACCCUGCAGCGGAACCGACUGGAGGAGCUGGAGGAGUACGCCUUCCGGCCGAAGGGCGUGGGAAAGGAGAUAGCAGAGCACCAGGUGCACUCCAUAGAUCUGUCGCAUAAUCCCCAGCUGAAAGUGCUGCUGCUGAACCUGAAUGUCAGCCACCUGUACGCCAGCAACUGCUCGCUGGACCGCGUCAACCUGUACGGCUCGGUGACGAUCGUCGAUCUGAGCUUCAAUCGCAUUCGAGAGCUCUACUUCCCCGCCUCGGACAAGCUGGAGCACCUCGCACUGCGCAACAACUCCCUGGAGCAGCUGGCCUCCCUCAGCCGACUGCCGAGGCUUCGCCACCUGGACGUGGCCGAUAACCCGGAGCUGGGGCGCCUUCCCGAGGACUGGCAGACGCCCCAAAUGGAGAUGCUGGUGCUGCGCAACACGGGACAGGAGGAGCUGCCCCUCAAGGCCAUUGAGGGAAUGCCCAACCUGAAAAAGCUGGACGUGUCCGGAAACAAAAUCACAGACCUAGAUCCCUCGUCCUUUCCACUCCUCUCGCAGCUGACCCACUUCUACAUUCAGAAGAACAACUGGAACUGCUUUAGCCUGAGAAUGGUCUUGGACGUACUCAUUCGGCCCAACGGAAUCACCUACUCCGUCGACAUUCACGACCCCGAUUUUCCAGGGGAGUACUUCCACGGCAUCGCCUGCAUGUACCGCUUGGCGCAGAAGGAGUCUUUAGAGUCGAGUUCCGGGGAGAGAUCACCGGAAACCUUUGAGUUCUGGGAGAAACAGAAUAGUUACCAAGGCCCUUCGAGCGAAGUGGAGGAACUCCGAAGGGAAUUCAAGGCAAUCGUGCAGCACUUUGACCAAAAAUUCGAUCACCUUUUCGGCGAGCUAAGCCGCCUGAACGAGCAGAUGGAGUCCAUCGAGAGGCUGAACCGAACUGUCUGGGGUCAAGUCACCUUGUCGGUCUAGUCACUGGACUAGACAACCAUUUAAUGUUUAAUUGUUGUUGAUUUGAACUGGUAUGGAGUUUACUUUUCAAUUAAAAGUUUUCCGAGUUUCAAAUGAAA
This is a messenger RNA of Drosophila bipectinata, 1801 nucleotides long. It is a transcript of the gene cDIP, whose product is annotated as Common Dpr-interacting protein. Lineage: Eukaryota; Metazoa; Arthropoda; Insecta; Diptera; Drosophilidae. The record is from RefSeq and is a predicted model, not a curated record. Gene Ontology annotation, cellular component: extracellular matrix. Gene Ontology annotation, molecular function: protein binding.